Molecule: messenger RNA, 2151 nt
Organism: Phasianus colchicus (ring-necked pheasant)
Lineage: Eukaryota; Metazoa; Chordata; Aves; Galliformes; Phasianidae
Gene: DIRAS2
Product: DIRAS family GTPase 2
Biological process (GO): signal transduction
Cellular component (GO): membrane
Molecular function (GO): GTPase activity; GTP binding
Source: RefSeq, a predicted model, not a curated record
AAGGCUUGAAGUUUAGUUGUAAAAAUGCACUGCAUUUGGGGAGAAUGCUAGAAAUUUGCAGCCAAUGUAACAUAUGCAUCCAUACACAUAUUCCACAAUUACUCAGUAGGUGGCAGUUAAAAGCCUGGAUGAGCUGUGCAGUCGCCAUUUAGGCAGCAGCACCAGCAGAGGAUGAAGCCAGUCCAUCGCUAACAGCAGCAAGCAGGAGUGAAGCUGCAGCCCAGCCAACAGCAGCACCCACCUGGUCCCAGCACCCGGGGAGAGUGCAGAGCCGCAGCCUAGGACAGGCAGCAGGCAACGGGCAUCACAGGACUCAAGGCAGAGGAGGAGAGGAUAGAGCUACAGCCCUGCGACUGAGACGCAUUCCCUUUCCUAGUAGAGAAAAACUCACAGCAGUGAGGGUGAGCAGCGGGUGUGAUGACAGGCAGAAACUGAGGAGAUUUUGCAGCCUUCUCUUCCUUCACAGAUUUUCCCCUCUAGCUGAACAACAGACACACUGAGAAACAUGCCAGAGCAAAGCAAUGAUUACAGGGUUGUUGUGUUUGGGGCUGGAGGAGUUGGCAAAAGUUCUUUGGUCUUGAGAUUUGUGAAAGGCACUUUCAGAGAGAGCUACAUCCCUACCAUUGAAGACACCUACCGGCAGGUGAUCAGCUGUGAUAAAAGUAUAUGCACUUUGCAGAUAACUGAUACUACAGGGAGCCAUCAAUUUCCAGCCAUGCAACGUCUUUCUAUUUCUAAAGGACAUGCUUUCAUUUUGGUUUACUCUAUCACCAGCCGACAGUCUUUGGAGGAACUUAAACCAAUCUAUGAACAAAUAUGUCAGAUUAAAGGUGAUGUAGAAAGCAUUCCAAUAAUGCUGGUGGGAAACAAAAAUGAUGAGAACCAAAAUCGAGAGGUAGAAAGCAGUGAAGGAGAAGCUACGGCCAAGAAGUGGAGGUGUGCGUUCAUGGAGACCUCUGCCAAGCUGAACCACAAUGUGAAGGAGUUAUUUCAAGAGCUUUUGAACUUAGAGAAACGCAGGACUGUGAGUUUACAAAUUGAUGGCAAAAAAAGCAAGCAGCAGAAAAGGAAAGAGAAGCUGAAGGGCAAAUGUGUAGUCAUGUGAAAUUGCACUGACAGGAGUCUGUCAUGCAUUCUCACCUGUCUGCUAUUACCCAUGUAAAGCCAAUACACAGCAAACAACCAGACCAGAUCAUACUGAUUGAUAUCUGUUUUAAAACAAAUAUUCAGAAUUUGAAAAAAAAAGAAGAGUUACUGUCAUUUCUAUGAAAACAGCCAACAACUGGAAGAAUCGUGCUCUCUAGAUACCAGUGAAAAAUUCAGGACAAGAAAAAUCAUCUGGACCAUAUUGUGGAAGGCUUAGAAAUCAAAAUCAUGAUAUCUAUAUUCUUAUGUAACUACAGUGGAAAGCAUUGUAUAAUGCUAGAAAAAAAAAUGCUAAUGCUAGGACAUGUAACUGCAUGCUGGAUGAAGUUAUCAUACCCUUCAAGAGUGAUGUGGACAAACUGUUCUGUGCAAUUUUCAGUUCUGACUGCUGAGGUUGUUUGAAUAAAGUAAUAAUCUCAGAUAUGCCAAAUAAUCUAUUUCUCACCAAAAGGAAGCACAGUUAAAAGAAGUGGAGAUUUCCUCUACCUCCCCGAGCAUGAGAUGUCUUUCCUAUAUGAUACAGAGUUUGAAAUAAAGAUGAUGAAAAGCCAGCCCCUGUAGGAUGGAUGGAGAUUCAUCUCCUCUGAAAUACAUUCGUCCCCCCAGUGUAUUUCAGAGGAGAAGAUGCUUGCUGUUGAGGAACAUCAGGAUAUAUAAAAACUGUAUAUAUAUGGCAACAGAUAACUUCUUCAGGGAGGACUGGCUGGAGAGUCGCCCACAAAGACCCUCUGUGGAAAGUCUGACUUCAAGCAGUUCUGAUGGAACAGACAGCAUGACUUGUGAAUGAACCAGAGGAGUAUUGAACACAUGCUGCUGUAGGAGAGGGGUACUGUAACAAGAAGGUUUUACUCUGUUUACCAGAUUAGUUCAGUAAAACUUAUUUCUAUUAGUAUAUUCCAAUUAGAAUGGUUUUGGAUUCAUACAUUGCUAGAUUUAUUGUAUUUACAUUGUCUGUGGGGUUUUAUAUUCAUCAUAUAUUCAUCAUUUAAACAUGAGGUGAGGAGA